Syzygium oleosum is the source of this 6889-nucleotide messenger RNA. RefSeq lists its product as uncharacterized. Gene Ontology annotation, molecular function: protein kinase activity; ADP binding; ATP binding. The transcript has 8 exons. Gene Ontology annotation, biological process: defense response; protein phosphorylation. Lineage: Eukaryota; Viridiplantae; Streptophyta; Magnoliopsida; Myrtales; Myrtaceae. Bases 1 to 6252 code for a protein of 2083 amino acids. The record is from RefSeq and is a predicted model, not a curated record.
AUGGACGUGAAUUCCGCGGUGGCCACGAUCGCGUACAUGAGCCCCGAGAGGAUCGGCACCGCUAUCAACAGGGGCUCCUACGACGGGUACGCGGGGGACAUAUGGAGCCUCGGGGUCAGCGUGCUGGAGGUCUACCUGGGCAGGUUCCCGUUCGGGGUGGCCGGCGACUGGUCCAGCCUCUUCUGCGCCAUAUGCAUGGCGAAGCCGCCGCAGGUGCCGCCCUCCGCGUCGCCGGAGCUCAGGCAUUUCGUGACGUGCUGCUUGCAGAGGGACCCGGCGAGGAGGUGGACGGCGGAGAAGCUGCUCCAGCACCCGUUUAUUUUGAUGAGCAUGGAGAAAAUAAAAGAUGAAGCUGGACAGCAGCCAGUAGACAUGGAAACCUCAGAUAGGAAUUAUGCAAUUGCAGCUGUUCAGAAUGUAGUCGGAAUUGAUGAUCGUGCAAAACAAAUCACCAACUUACUGGAGAUGGAAGUCAAUGACGAGGUGCGCAUUAUUGGAAUCUAUGGAAUUGAUGGAAUUGGCAAGACGACUCUUGCCAAGGCUGUAUACAAACGCAUCUCUUCUUGUUUCGACAGUUGUAGCUUUCUCGCAGAGGUCGAAGAAACCACACAAAAUCCUAGAGGUAUUCAGUUUUUGCAAAAUAAGUUGAUACGUGAUAUCCUUGAACAAGAUCGUGAAGAUCCUUCUUUUGAUGAAAGAAUAGAAGAUUUCCUGGAUGUAUUUCACAAAAUGAAAGUUCUAAUAGUCGUCGAUGACGUGGAAGAGCAAUCCCAUCUUCAUGCUAUUGUAGGAGACCGGCUUCAUUGGUUUGGUCUAGGUAGUCGAAUAAUUGUGACUUCCAAAACUAGUGGAAUUCUCAAAGGGUAUGAUCUCGAGAAGGCUCGUAACUACAUGGUUAGUGAGUUGGAUGAUGGUCAAGCUUUUGAACUUUUCUGCAAGCAUGCAUUCAGGAUGCAAUCUUCCAUACUCGAUUAUGUUGGAUUCUCAAAUCGCAUUGUCAAUGCUACAGAGAAACUACCAUUAGCAGUUGAAGUCGUUGGUUCAUUUUUGUGGGGUAAAUCAAUACAAGAAUGGGAAAAGAUGGAGAAGUCAAUGAAAGCACGUAUGAUGAGUUCUCAAAAGACUUCGGUAGGCCUUGAAGAGAUACUGGAUAUAUGUUACAAAGAAUUAGAUCAACAGCAAAAAGAUAUAUUUCUGGACAUAGCAUGUUUUAUCCCUGGUGUGGAUGCCCGAAUUGCUUCAUAUAUGUGGCCCAAUUGUUAUCCAUCUUCUGAUUGCAUUCUAAUGCCCCUGGCAAAAAUUGGAGAAAACAAUGAUUUGCAGAUGCACAGAUUGCUAAGAUGCCUUGGCAAAAGAAUUGUAAAUCAAGAGGGAUCUGGAGAUCCAAUUGGGAGAAAAUUUUACAUACAGGAUAUGGAGAAGGUAAAACCUUUUGGUUCAGUUUGUUAUCGGCAAAACAAACAUCUUGACAUAUGGGCUACAAUUUCUUUUUUUCCAUAUUUUCUCAAGGAAUCAUAUCAUGGAAUGGAAAACGUUGAAGCUCUCUCCUUUGACUUCACAGCUGGAGAUUUUCAGAGCAUGCCAGACAUAAGGUUUCUCAAGUUGGAUAAUGCAAAAGUUUCCGGAAAUUUUGCUGGUGCAUUUGCAAGUUUAAGGUGGCUCUGUUGGCAAAGGUGCCCUCUGAAAUUUGAUGCAUUUAAUUUUGUGUUGAGAGAGUUGGUCAUUCUUGAUCUGUCUUGGAGCAAAGUCACGGAAGACUGGGGAGGUUGGACUGAAAUCAAGAUGGAGAAAUUGAAAGUCUUGAAUCUUACCGGGUGUUCUGACUUACCGAUCACUCCCAACUUCUCUGGUUACAAAGAUUUGGAAAUCCUGAUUCUUGAACGAUGUUCUCGUUUGGUGAAGCUAGAUCCUUCGAUUGGCCAUUUGAAACGUUUAGUCUCCCUGAAUUUGAAGUUCUGCUCUCGAUUCUUCACGUUGCCAGAUGAACUAGGUUGUUUGACAGCUCUGAAAGAGCUUUUUAUAGACGGGACCUCUGUUCGGGAGAUCCCCAUCUCCAUAGGCAAUUUGAAGCAACUCGAAAUUCUCAGUGGCUUCAAGUGCUUCCCAUUGACUGACCUGCCCAGUUCAAUUUGUAACCUGACUGCUCUCACCGAACUCUCAUUAGAUGGUGCCAAAGUUUCUGAGCUCCCGAGCUCACUGGGGGAGCUGCUUAAGCUAAGACGCUUGUCAUUGAGGGAUUGCCGUUAUUUGGAGAAACUUCCAUAUUCUAUCGGUGAAAUGGGGUCAUUGGAGGAGUUGGAUAUAUCGGCGACUAGUAUCUCUGAACUCCCCAAUUCAAUAAGAAAUCUGAAAAGCUUGAGAGUGCUGAGAAUGGAUUCCUCUUUCAUUCGAGCAUUUCCUGGGGAGAUUGGGAAUCUAACCAAGCUCGAAGAACUAUAUGCUUCCUGGUGUCGGAGUUUGAAGGGGGCCAUUCCUGGUGAUAUCAAGGGACUACAUCGUCUGAGAUCAUUGACGCUGGGGCAUUCCAGUAUAUCUAGCCUACCCCCCGAAAUCUUCACCGUCUCUGGUCUUCACACCCUGGAUUUAAUUCAGUGCAAUGAAAUUGAAGACUUGCCGGAGCUUCCCCCUUCUCUAAUUUGUCUGCGUGUGAGUUCUAAAAGGAUGAAAGUGAUACCCCUUCUUGAAGAUUUGAAGGAAUUGGAGGAGCUGUGCCUAAGUGAUGGGGACCGACCUCCCUCAAAACAGCCGAUGCCAGAAUCCAAUGUAAAACAAAUGAUUGACAAACCAUCCUUCUCAAUAUGGUUUCCUAAACUGAGGAAACUAGAAUUGUCUCUUUCGCAAGUUAUCAAGCUGAAGUUUGAACCAACAGGUAUUCCUCAGCGGCCUAUUCUUCCUGGUUUGAGCCUUAAAGAAGUAUCUGAGCUUCCCAAGACGUUGUCAGUGGUCAAGCUCUACCAUUCUGCGAUAGAAAAGAUUGAAGGGCUUGAAAGGCUUAAAGCCCUGAAGAGGCUAGAUAUAUCAAACUGCAAAAUACAGAAUCUCAAUGGGAUUGGCUGGUUGACCUCACUGAGAAGUUUGAUUCUAUCCGACUGUGAUUACCUCGAUAGUUUACCUGAUCUUUCAAACUUGAAGUUGCUGACAGUUUUAGAGAUCAGACAAUGCAAAAUGAUUUAUCAUAUUGAAGGCCUAGAAGAACUAACAUCCUUGGAAAAGCUGAAUAUCAGUGAAUGUCCGGCUGAGAACUCGGUGCAAGCACAGAAUGCGUUGGAGCAUGUAAUGGCACGUUCAGUCAAAAGAUGGGGGAGUGGGGACUUCAUCAAACAAGGUGCGACGUCUUUGAAGCGUAUUUACAGAGAGGAGAUUCCUCUGGAUACAUCAAACAAGAGGAUGAAGAAAAUGGAAGUUGAAGCUGGAGAGCGAGCAGCAGACAUGGAAACCUCAGAUAGGAAUUAUGCAAUUGCUGCUGUUCAAAAUGUGGCUGGAAUUGAUGAUAGCGUAGAGGAAAUCACCAACUUACCGGAAAUGGAAGUCGAUGAUGAGAGCAUGGAGAAAAUAAAAGAUGAAGCUGGACAGCAACUAGUAGACAUGGAAACCUCAGAUAGGAAUUAUGCAAUUGCAGCUGUUCAGAAUGUAGUUGGAAUUGAUGAUCGUGCAAAACAAAUCACCGACUUACUGGAGAUGGAAGUCAAUGAUGAGGUGCGCAUUAUUGGAAUCUAUGGAACUGAUGGAAUUGGCAAGACGACUCUCGCCAAGGCUGUAUACAAACGCAUCUCUUCUUGUUUCGACAGUUGUAGCUUUCUCGCAGAGGUCGAAGAAACCACACAAAAUGCUAGUGGUAUUCAGUUUUUGCAAAAUAAGUUGAUACGUGAUAUCCUUGAACACGAUCGUGAAGAUCCUUCUUUUGACGAAAGAAUAGCAGAUUUCCUGGAUGUAUUUCGCGAAAUGAAAGUUCUAAUAGUUGUUGAUGACGUGGAAGAGCAAUCCCAUCUUCAUGCUAUUGUAGGAGACCAGCUUCAUUGGUUUGGUCCAGGUAGUCGAAUAAUUGUGACUUCCAAAAAUAAUGAAAUUCUCAAAGGGUAUGAUCUCGAGAAGGCUCGUAACUACAUGGUUAGUGAGUUGGAUGAUGGUCAAGCUUUUGAACUUUUCUGCAAGCAUGCAUUCGGGAUGCAAUUUUCCAUACCUGAUUAUGAUGGAUUCUCAAACCGCAUUGUCAAUGCUGCAGAGAAACUACCAUUAGCAGUUGAAGUCGCUGGUUCAUUUUUGCGGGGUAAAUCAAUACAAGAGUGGGAAAAGAUGGAGAAGUCAAUGAAAGCACGCAUGAUGAGUUCUCAAAAGACUACAGUUUGCCUUGAAGAGAUGCUGGAUAUAUGUUAUGAAGCAUUAGAUCCAAAGCAAAAACAUAUAUUUCUUGACAUAGCAGGUUUUAUCUCUGGUGUGGAUGCCCAAAUUGCUUCAUAUAUGUGGCCCAAUUGUUUAUCUCCAUCUUCUGGUUGCAUUCUGAUGCCAUUGGCAAAAAUUGGAGAAAACAAUGAAUUGCUGAUGCACAGAUUGCUAAGAUUUGUUGGCCAAAGAAUUUUAAAUCAAAAGGGCUCUGGAGAUCCAAUUCGGAGAAAAUUUUACAUACCAGAUAUGGUUCCUAAAGCAACGAGCAGGGAGAAGGGAAUGGAAAACGUUGAAGCUCCCUGCAUUGACCUAGAUGAUCAUGAUUCAUGCAAAUUCACCGCUGGAGAUUUUGAGAGCAUGCCAGACAAAACUUUUCUCAAGUUGGAUAAUGCAAAAGUUUUCGGAGAUUUUACAGGUGCAUUUCCAAGUGUAAAGUGGCUCAGUUGGCAAAGGUGUCCUCCCAAUUUUAGUGCAGAAAAUUUUGUAUUGAGAGAGUUGGUUAUUCUUGAUCUGUCUUGGAGCAAAGUAAGGGAAGACUGGGGAGGUUGGAGUGAAAUCAAGAUGGAGAAAUUGAAAGUCUUGAAUCUUACCGGAUGUUCUGACUUACUGAUCACUCCCAACUUUUCUGGUUACAAAUAUUUGGAAAUCCUGAUUCUUGAACAAUGUUCUCGUUUGGUGAAGCUAGAUCCUUCAAUUGGCCAUUUGAAACGUUUAGUUUCCCUGAAUUUGAAGUUCUGCUCUCAAUUAAACGGGUUGCCAGUGGAACUAGGUUGUCUGACAGCUCUGAAAGAGCUUUUUAUUGACGGGACUUCUGUAUGGCAGAUCCCCAUCUCCAUAGGCAAUUUGAAGCAACUCGAAAUUCUCAGUGGCUUAAAGUGCUUCUCAUUGACUCACCUGCCCAGUUCAAUUAGUUACCUGACUGCUCUCACCGAACUCUCAUUAGAUGGUGCCAAAGUUUCUGAGCUCCCGAGCUCACUGGGGGAGCUGCUUAAGCUAAGACGCUUGUCAUUGAGGGAUUGCCGUUAUUUGGAGAAACUUCCAUAUUCUAUCGGUGAAAUGGGGUCAUUGGAGGAGUUGGAUAUAUCGGCGACUAGUAUCUCUGAACUCCCCAAUUCAAUAAGAAAUCUGAAAAGCUUGAAAGUGCUGAGAAUGGAUUCUUCCUUCAUUCGAGCAUUUCCUAGGGAGAUUGGGAAUCUAAACAAGCUCGAAGAACUCUAUGCUUCCUGGUGUCGGAGUUUGAAGGGGGCCAUUCCCGGUGAUAUUGAGGGACUACAUCGUCUGAGAUCAUUGACGCUGGGGCAUUCCGGUAUAUCUAGCCUACCCCCUGAAAUCUCCACCAUCCCAGGUCUUCACACCCUGGAUUUAAUUCGGUGCAAUGAAAUUGAAGAGUUGCCAAAGCUUCCCCCUUCUCUAAUUUGUCUGCGUGUGAGUUCUAAAAGGAUGAAAGCGCUACCCAUUCUUAAAGGUUUGAAGGAAUUGGAGGAGCUGUGCCUAAGUGAUGGGGACCCGAAAGCACGCCGACCACCCUCUGUGAUAGAAGAGAUUGAAGGGCUUGAAGGGCUUAAAGCCCUGAAGAGGCUAGAAAUAUCAAACUGCAAAAUACGAAAUCUCAAUGGGAUUGGCCAGUUAACAUCACUGAGUAGUUUGAUUCUAUCUGACUGUGAUUGCCUCGAUAGUUUACCUGAUCUUUCAAACUUGAAGUCGCUGAAAGUUUUAGAGAUCAGACGAUGCAAAAUGAUCCAUCAAAUUGAAGGCCUAGAAGAACUAACAUCCUUGGAAAAUCUGAAAAUCAGUGAAUGUCCGGCUGAGAACUCGGAGCAAGUACAGAAUAAGUUGAAGGAUGUAAGGGCACGUUCUACGUUUACGUGAUGCUGGAUUCUCCUAAGUUUUAACAGAUACCUGUGCAUGGCAUCCACACUGUUAAGGGAAGACGGGGGAGCAGCCCGCGGAAAAACUUAAUGGAGAAACGGGAAGAAGCGAUGGGCAAAUUUAUUGGAGUCAAUUUCAAGUUUGACUCUAUUGAAGUCCCUUUACAGACAAGUCGAGGCCAACCAAAUCAACCGCCAUGAACAAAAAGCAGCCCCUCCAGGUGAUUACACCUGUCUCUUCCAAAAGGAAAGCCGUGCACCGGUUGAUUUCCUCCUCAAAUUUCAGAUGGCAAAAUCUUUAAGGGCUCAAGUAUUAUGCGACUUUCUGGCAGAUUGGUCACUGAGAAACUGGGUCACUUUUAUGUUUGGUCGCAGCAGAAAUGAAGACCCAUCUGGCUUCGGCACAAUCUGAGAGGCUACUAAGGUACCGAUGGAGUUCUCAUUUUUAUUUACCUAUGACGUUAUGCCUUUAGUUGAUUGGACAAAUUUUUAGUUAGCAUGUGUCUCCUCACUUCCAGAUGAAGUUUAUGAAUUCCCGUGCCAAAAUCAACGCUGUCAUAGGCUUAUCUGAAGGAAAAGGAUGUUUUGCAUCUUCUGACACGAGCGACAUCGUUAAUUUUUACAUUAAUUUUUCAUUA